Messenger RNA from Danaus plexippus (monarch butterfly), 2681 nucleotides. It is a transcript of the gene SCCRO4, whose product is annotated as DCN1-like protein 4. The record is from RefSeq and is a predicted model, not a curated record. The transcript is spliced from 8 exons. Gene Ontology annotation, molecular function: cullin family protein binding; ubiquitin conjugating enzyme binding; ubiquitin-like protein binding. Lineage: Eukaryota; Metazoa; Arthropoda; Insecta; Lepidoptera; Nymphalidae. Gene Ontology annotation, biological process: positive regulation of ubiquitin-protein transferase activity; protein neddylation. The coding region runs from base 397 to 1125 and encodes 242 amino acids. Gene Ontology annotation, cellular component: ubiquitin ligase complex.
UUUAUUACCUGUGAUAAAGUUUCGUUUUGAGUUUUUCUCUUCUCUGCCGCUGUGUUUGCACUUUGAUUUUAGAAAAUUUGUUAUAAUUUUGUUAUGAUUAGAAUCACCGAUUCGUUUUUAGUCCGAUGAAUACAUAUGCUUUCCAUAUUAUUACCAGUUUCUUAUGUGACUAUUAUUUAAUUCGUCCAAAAUCUAUUUUAAACGCUACAGUUCUGUGAUAUCAAUCCACCGCUUUGUUUUUCCUGUUAUUUUUAUUUUAAUAUUAAGGUUAUUAUCGACCUGUCAAGUAGACAUUUUUUCGUCAAGCUGUCUUCACAAAUUCGCAAAAUAGGAGACGAUAAUACUUUCAAGUUCUCUAGUUUCAUAUCGAACCUACCACCUAUAGGUGGUAGAGGCAUGCCGCGCUGCAGCAAGCGCACUCGUAGCGGAGCAGCGGAAUUGCUGCCUGGUGCCACCUCUCUGGACGACCACACGCACAAACGCAGUCGGAACAGUCGUCGACAUGCUCGAGCUGAUGAUACCACCUUCAGCGCCAAGAAAUGCUUGGCCUGGUUCAAAGAAUACACCACUCUUAGUGAACCUGAAGUGUUAGGUCCAGAAGGAAUGGAAAAAUUCUGCCAAGACCUUGGAGUGGAUCCCGAGAAUGUGGUGAUGUUAGUUAUUGCAUACAAAAUGGGUGCCAAACAAAUGGGAUACUUCACUCAGGAAGAGUGGAUCAAAGGUCUCACGGAGCUGCAGUGUGACAACGUGCAGAAGCUGCAGAACAAGCUAGAACACCUGCGCGGCCUCCUUAACGACCCGCACAUAUUCAAGGCGAUAUAUCGAUACUCGUACGACUUCGCGCGGGACAAGGACCAGCGCUCACUGGACACAGCCACGGCGCGCGCCCUACUGGGGGUGCUGCUCCCGCGCUGGGCGCUCCGUCCCGCGCUGGGAGAGUUCCUGGCCCGCGGCAGGCGGUACCGCGUCGUCAACCGCGACCAGUGGUGCAACAUACUGGAGUUCAGCAGGACCGUGGACGCCCAGCUCGUCGCCUACGACGCGGACGGCGCAUGGCCCGUGAUGCUGGACGAGUUCGUGGAGUGGCUGCGGACGGAGAGGGAGCAGCGACCCCGGACCAGCUGAGGACCGGCCGCGGUGAGGUCCAUCGAGACUGCAGUAUAUAUUGAAGUAUAGUUGUUAACAAAACGUAUUGUGUGUUGAAGACAUCGGGCCUGCCCGGCCCCCGCAGGCCCUCUGCCAGCCCCCCGGGUCCCGCACAGGCCCGUGUCGGCGCUCCUCGUGCAGUCCAGGUCGCGGCCGGGGAGUGCGUCAUGUAUUACUAUGAGUGAGGACAUUUCUGUUUAUGUUUCUGUGUGACGCCGCUAUCUUUUAGUUGACUCCUGGCGAGCUCCUCCGGGUCGGGCGCCGAGUCGCCUCGCGUUCCGCCCUUCUAUUGUAUUUGUAAAAUUUAUAAUCUUAUUACAUGUCAAAUACUCCCGAGUUGUUAUCGAUUCUUUAUAAUAUAAUUUAUUGAAUAUGAACACCCACCGAAGCCGACUUGUAUGAUACGAAAUAUUAACUACGAGGAACAAAUAUGGAUAUUGUAAUGAUGCUCUACUGAAUGUUUCAUAAGGACCUGUCACGAGUAUUGUAAGAGGGGACUAAGUUAUACACAAACCGGUCAUAGCUAUUUGUACUAGAAAUAUGUAAAGUUAAUGUUGUGUUAGUGAUGAAGUAACAGCUUUGGAAAAACAUGUUGAUCAGAUCAGGUCACGGGCAUGGUUUGAUAUGUGGAACUCAUUUUAAUAUAGAGUGAUGGUCUCGGACUGAAUUAAGACUAAAUUAAAUAUUAAUUUCCUUAUUAUUAUAGAUUUCUUCAGCCAACACCAUUCACUUAUUGUAUUUGAUAAUUUUUGAAACUUUUUGGUAACUUAUUUAUAUAUAACAAUACACAGAUUAAAUUUAUAAAACCCAUAAAUUAAACAGUCAUUGAAAAAUCAAUAUAAAUUGUUAUUAAAGGCCAUUUGCUGGUAUGUAGUAUGUUGAACAGUUUGAAAUGUAUAAUUUGAUGAGGACUUGGAUUUAUAAACAUUCAUUAAAUUAAUACUGUAUACCGUAUAUUAUACUAGAUACAGAAGGUGGGAAUAGUCGGAGCUGAUGACUAGACUCCGUUGUAUGUCAGUGACACAACCCUAGAAUAAGAAUCAUUAUAUUUCACGGGAAACAUAUAAGCAACAGUACUGUAGUCAGGGACCCUUGAGUCUGUAAGGACGCGAGGGGAGACGACAUCCAUUGUAAGCCAGUAUAUUUAUAUAUUUAUAUAUACGUAUGUAUGUAUUUCAUUUUAUUGUAGUAUCGAAACCCGAACUCGACUGAAAGCUUUCUACGUUAAGUGUCGCUUUUCUCGGAGAUUUUGACUUUCGUGUUCGGCCUCGUGUCAAGCUGUCACCUGUCACCUGUCAGGGCCUCGAGCCCCGGCCGCGACACGCCGUUCCCACAGACUAGGGCGUCUAGUCUAACUAGGUUUAGGUGUAGAUAUGGUUUUUAUAAGACAUGUAGCUAGUAUUUUCAAAUUCUCUAUGAUUGUAACGAAUAUGGUAUGUUUCUGUAAGAAAGCGAUUGUAAACGAAAUUAAUCUCAAAUGUUUUAGGCCCUUGUAACGAAUGUCAUUGCAAGAAAAAUAUAUGAUAUAAAAUUUA